Molecule: messenger RNA, 1612 nt
Organism: Ricinus communis (castor bean)
Lineage: Eukaryota; Viridiplantae; Streptophyta; Magnoliopsida; Malpighiales; Euphorbiaceae
Product: neurofilament heavy polypeptide
Exons: 2
Coding region: 74-1597 (507 amino acids)
Source: RefSeq, a predicted model, not a curated record
UGGCUUAAUCUCCCACAUGUCUCUCAAUUUCCUGAAACAAUUGGGACAAAAAAAACCAGAAGGCUAAAGAGGUAUGGAGCUAGAAUUGGGACUAAAGAUCACCCGCAACAGAGAUGAUAUCACUUCUCAUGCCAAUCUUCGAAUUACUAAAGAUUUCACCGGUCCUCUCUUCUUGUCUAGAGAAACUGAUACCAUGUUCCUCCUUAUUGCUUAUCUCAAAGGGUUUAAAAGAGAGAACAUUGAGAUCGAUAUUAAUAAAGAUGGUGAUCGGAUUACGAUUAACGGGAAGAGGGCAGUUCAGGAGAUGGUGUUGUCAGGUUGGAUUAUAUGCAAGAAAGAUGUAGAGUUAAGAGCAUUCCGGAAGGUUUUCCAAAUUCCUGACGGGGUCGUUUUGGAUCGAGUCAAGGCGAAGUUCAAUGACAAAGAAUCAAGUUUGACAAUUGUUAUGCCGAAAUUGGUGAAAGGAAUGCAAGGCGUUGAGAUUCAAGAAGUGAAGGAGUUUGAUAUAGGAGAACCCCAUGCAACUCAAAGUGGUCAUGAUUGUAAGCUUCCUGAAGGAGAACAUAAGGAGCUUAAGAAAAAGAGAAAUGAAGAAGCUGAAGAAGUUGGGCAGAAAGAGAUUGGAAGAAAGGAACCUGAAACGCCGCGAAUUAUUACAGAUGAGAAUGCUAAAGAGAUAGCUGAAGUGUUUCCUGACAAUAGUAAAGAGAUGAUGCUACGGGAAAAACCUGAAGAGUCAAAAAUCAAAAGAGUUGUAGAGAAGAACGUCGAUGAAGGAGAAUUCCAAAAAAUGAAAGAUGUGGCUGAAGCAGAAUUGGCGCCUGAAAGAUUUGUGGAUAUGAAAUUACAAGAGAAACCAGAAAUUGAAGGUGGAAAAGAAUCGGAAGGAGCCACUCCUGAAAAGGCAGAAUCUCCUGAUAUGGCUGCUACGAGUCAAGUAAUUGCAGCUACGGAACCUGAGAAAGUUAAAAAAGAGAAAAAGAUAGAGCGUCCAGAGGAAAAGAAACUAAACCCAAGCAAGAAGCUUCCGCAGUUGAAAGAACAGCAGAAGCAACAGGAUAAACCAGAGGCUGAGAUUGUAGAAGAAGAAAAAAUCGAAGAACAUGGUCAUGAACGAGAGGGCACUAAAUUUACAGAAGCUGAAAAACAGGAAAUCGGAAAUCCACCAACUCAAUUUGAACAGGGACAAGCAACAGAAGCAGUGAAAGAAUCAAGAGAGCAGGAAAGUGAGGGAAAGGUUCAAGAAACAAAAAAUUCUGAUGCUGAUAAAAAACAAAACCAAGCUGAAAUUGAGCACUCAAAACAACAGCCGAAGAGAAAUGAAGACAACGGACAAGCAGAAAAUCCUGAUGGUACAGGAAAUGAAAUCGAACAAGAGGCAAAUGAUAAGGCAAAACUUCCAGAAGGAAAACAAAUGGAGGAGCAUGAAUUGCUGGAAAUAGAGAAACAGAAAGAACACGUAGAACAAGCAGCUAAAGCAAAAAAUGCUGCUUCAAAAGGAUCUAAGCUAAGUUCUCCUCUUGUUGUGGCAGGGUCAGCUAUCCUUGUAUCUCUUAUAGUGCUUGUCAUUAAUUUCAUCAGAGAUAAAAGAAGAUGAAUCACAUUUGCUAUA